Molecule: messenger RNA, 5574 nt
Organism: Dichotomopilus funicola
Lineage: Eukaryota; Fungi; Ascomycota; Sordariomycetes; Sordariales; Chaetomiaceae
Exons: 4
Coding region: 1-5574 (1857 amino acids)
Source: RefSeq, a predicted model, not a curated record
AUGGGCAUCGAGAGUAGAAACAAGUCAGCUCCACCGCUCCCCGCGCCCACUGAAACCAACUCGACCCUCCUCUCCGCCGCCCCCAGCAACCUUGUACCGAGCGAGGUCUCAACCGACUUGUCCAAGCCCGGCGACGACAAAUCCACAUACUCACUCCCUGACGACGGAACCCCAGUCACCAUCAGGACAGGGCAUCGCCAAAGCAAGUCGCAAACUUCGCUGUUGAUCGAGUAUUUCGAAGGGAGCAAGGCAAGCAGCGUAUCCGGCACGAGCGAACGGCGAAAACCCAGCGUCCGAGUCCGUGUAAGACCAAGCAGCAAGCAUCGGCACAAGGGUGGAUCGGAACGAGACCGCAUCAAGAUCACGCACACCAAGUCGAGGCGAACGAGUCCAAAUCGACGAUCGGUUCCUGCUCGGAGCGAGACGGAAGACCUUUCGGUCCUGAGUGGAGACGUGGAGGAUGUUGGCUCAUAUGCGUCGGCGACCGAAGAGAGUAACGUCAGCCGCAACCCAAUCGACAUCGAGAUCGACCCGGGCGACAACAUCACACGCCGUCGCCGCCCCGCCAGCCCAUUGAUUCCUGCCGCUGACGCCAAGGGCAGCUACCAUGCGUCGACAAUGAGCGAGAUUUCAGCGAUUCCUGCAGACAGCUUUCUUGACGGUUCCGGACCAGCCACAUCCUUUGGCAUGUCGGAAGGCAAAAGCACCCGAAGUAGAAGCCCGUCCCGUGGCGGCGAUUACCUUCUUGGUGCCGCUGCCGGGUUAGGCGCAGCCGCUCUUGCCGACAAGCACCGAAGCAAGAGUCGAGAUGAUCGCGAUCGAGACAGGGUCUCGGUGUCUAAGACCCGGGACAGCAAGGAUAGGGACCGCAAACACAGGUCGAGCAAGAGCCGGACAAGCAGUGUGAGCAAGGAUGAGAAGUAUUCAGAGCGCGCGAGGUCGCCGCGCAGGAGAUCCAAGGGCCAUUCCGAUUCCCUCAUCUCGGGGGCAGACUCUAGCGUAGUCUCCUCUGCUUUUGCGCCAAGCCAUCGGUCGAUGGACCAGCACUCGAUCCGUUCAGCCACCUCCAAGGCAUCCUCAAUCAACAACCCCAAAUUGCUCGAGACGGUCGAAGAUGCCAUCCGUCGCCUUAUUCUGCCAGAACUCAACGCCCUGAAGAGGGAGCAGAGCCGCCGGGGGACACGCCGGGAUUCAACCACGUCCAGCACGACAACGGCGUCAAGAGACGAGUUUGCAGCGGAGAGGCGAAGAUCGGGUGCCGUCGACAAAGCAGUCGCAACGCCGCGCGACAGCAUGAGGAGCAAAGAGAGCCGUGAUCGUGAGGCUCGUAAUGACUUUGACGACAGCAGCGCUCUUAGCCACGAUUCGAUCGAGGACGAGCGCGAGCUAGACGACACUCCGGGGCGUGGGAUAGAUCGUCUAAAAGCUGCCGCGGUUGCGGGCGGUGCUGUGGGCGCGGCUGCCCUGGCUGCCAAUGAAGUGUUCUUGUCACCGCCUGAUGACAAACAGCGAUCUAGACGAAGACGCCGCGCGGAGCUGCGAAGCCGAGGGGUGGGCUCUGAUCUCACCCUGGAGGAUGAGGAAUCGGAACUCGGGCCGCCAGCACCACCCAUGCCCUUGAUGAGUGACAUUAACGCCUCCGACGUGACAAGAGCGUCCAUCCUUUCGGCCGAAUCGGACCGGCCGCAUUCCGCAAGCGAAGAGCUCGCCCCAGGCCGCGAGCUGCUCCUCCAGGACCAAACAUCCACCACCUCCACCCCCACACCCACACGAACGCCAGUCACCUUACAAGCGCUGGGUACACAGCACGCCAACAUUUCCCACGGAGAUCUCAAAACCUUGCCGACCCAACGAACCGGGCAGUGGGACGAGUAUAUCAUUGACGACAACGGCAAGAGGGUGCCGUCUCGCGCCUCCAAGCAUUACAAGGAGGACGAGGAGGACUACGAAGACUCCGACUCUGGCCAGCCAUAUGCACCCGAUGGCCCGUACGACUACUACAGCACUCAGGACGUCCCCCCUCCUCUCAAAUACGUCCCGUACCAGCCGGAGAGGCGCGGCCUCAGCCCAAUCCCGAGCGUUUCGGGCUACACAGAAGCCGGGAGCGAGCUGCGUCAUGCCGAUUCGCGGGCUUCCCACCGCACCAUCGAUUCCGUUUCUUCUGUUAGGAAAUCGCCGCUUCACGAUGGAGUUGCUCAAGGGGACGCCAAUAACGGUGUGAUCGCGCAGAGCGGCGAGCUCAACCGUAUCCCAUCCGGCGAGGCCGUUCGCGCGGUGGGUUACAACAACCCUGACUUCGUUCACCUCGCAGGUGUCGAGUCGAACGUGGCAUCUCUCAUCGACGGCUCGGGAGUUGAGGGCUCUGCCCUGACGGGCUCCUCCAGUGCCGUUGGGAACCCGCUCUACGGGGGCCGAGAGUCGAUGGCAACCCUCGACGAGGAGAUGUCCCGUGAUCCGGGCACACCCACCAAGCGCUCUGUGGCGAACCAGCGCGAAAUCGUGGAUGGACGGGGUGCGACUCCCACUUCGGCGGGCCACCGUUCCGGUGACUUUGUUGAGUACGAGCUCGAUGAAUACGGCCGCAAAGUGCCGCAGACUACUUACCGGCAAUCCCCGACCGUCUCCGAGGCGGCCAUCACCAGCGCCGCAGUCGGCGCUGCUGCUGCCGCCCUCCGGAAUCAGACAAAGGAACAGCAAGUUGUUGCGGAUGACGAGUUAGAUUUCCAGGGCGCAGGCGUCCAGCGGAACAAGUCCUUCAAGGAACGUACGCAACAAGGGCCGCGGCCGGGAAUCGAUACGGCCAGCGCGGAAGAGCUGGUUCACGGCCAGGAUCAAGCCAAGCUGGGCUUUAGUGGCAUGCCUGACCCGAACGAUCCGAUGCCCGAGAUCGGCGACUGGAACGACGACGACGACCUCCUCACCAACCCGUCGUUGAUUAACGGCGAGGGCGGCCGCGAUGAGGAAGCGCGUUGGGCCGGCGACGUCACCCCCCGUCAACACCCCCAAGCGCGUGCCGACGAUGUGGACUACCAUGACCUUGAUGGGGCCCAUGACGACGGGACCUUGCCGCAGCAGCGUAGCGGGCACGAUCUCGGCAUGGCGGCGGGGGCGGCCGCAGUUGCCGCAGCUGUCGGCAUGGCAGCGGCACACAACCACAACAACAACAACCAGGCCAGUCAGGAGCAUGACGAGUGGUACCGGACGUCCGAGGACAAGAAGCGCGACACACUCAUCACCAACCCGUAUGAGGGCUCAAGCCCAAUCGCCAACAUCCCUGGGCUCAAUAACAACCUUAUGCCCGGCUAUGACAACUCGGGCUAUGACGAUUUGUAUACCACCCGCAGCCCGCUUGGGCACAAGGUCGACGAGGGUUACAUCUCUCAAGGGCCCAACAAGACGCCGGAUCUCCAAGGCAGCGUCAAGGGCAAAGGGCUUGGUGCUGAUGCCGCUCCGGGCGCGGGAGCCAUGGACACGGAGGAUCCGUUCUAUGGUACCCCCAAGCAACACGCCGCUCAACACCUUAGUGGUGUGUCACAGGCCAUGGGCUCACCCAUCUACGAUGCAUCGACUGGGGCUGGGAUCGAGACGAUUGAAUCGAAGGAUAUCAUUGCACUGAUGCAACAUUUGAUGGUACGCGACGCCCAGCGCAGCGCGCGAGACACGGAGAUCCUGGUGACCCUCGUGCGUUCUGCGACCGAGAUGCGCAACAACUUUGAAGACAUCAAGCGUAUGCUGGCCGAUACCGAGGACGUCAUCAUCACCGAGGUCAAGGAUAAUACCGAGAAAUCUGUUCAGCGCGCCAUUAACGGCCCCCGUCCUUAUCCAGGUAGUGCCCCGCGCUCCAUCCAUGGUGGCUCGCAAUCGGGCACCAUCAACGAGGAGAUCAACGCCAAAAAGCGGAGCAUCUUUCGGCGUGCGCUGAAGGGCCUGAACGCCAAGGGGGCAAACGACCUUGGCCGCAUCGAGGACAUGCUCAUGCAGCUGCUGACGGAAGUGGAUGUGCUCAAGGCGCAAACCGCUCCGGGUCAAGGGGGCGCUCCGAGCACGCACGUCCCUGAGCAGCCGUACGACCACUUGGAGCCUGAGGUCCAGAGCGAGCAGGACCACGGGUACGACCCCGAGGGCUUGGCCGGCACUUCGACCGCAAGCCAUCCCUCGCAUUCGGGGUUCCUUUCCAUCCAAUCGCGUGGGACAUCGGUCAAGCCGGGAUAUGAUCGCAAGGUGUCGGCGAACCGGAUCAGCACCGUGCCAGAGGAUAACGAAGAAGAUUAUGACCACGCCCGGCGCAAUGACGACAGUCGCUUGAUGACGCCCACCCAGGAACGGUACGGCAACCAGACGCCGGUGACCACUCCGCCCGGUGCUGCUGCACAGGCGCAAAACCCUAUGAGCAACGAGAAUACGCCCCGCACCGAGGAGAGCGGGAAGAAGAAGUCGAGGUCCAGCUGGUUCCGCAUUCCCAAGAUCUCGCGGUGGUCCGAGACGACCGCGUCGAGUGGUGUGCCUGAAUCUCGCCACAGCAAGCAGUCCAGCAAGGAGGAGAAUUUCUCUACCUACCCCACAGCAGGGUCUCGCUCCGGGUCCCUCGACCACUACCAAGAGAACUACCAGUUUUCCCCGCCUCAGCCCUUGCAGACAGACAAGCUCCACACCGGUUUCUCGGAGACCAACCUGUCACACGGCGGUGGUCACGGUGGUCAGGAUGCGUAUCCUGAGGAGCACGACGAGCCGGUGUACAACUCGCAGGUAUCGUCACCCUCGCAGCAACAGGGCGGUGGCGCCAACUGGGUGUCGAUGAACAUGACCCCGGAAGACCCCAAAUAUAAGGUGCACCGCGACUCGCUUAACCUCGUACACCCCCAGCCUCGCCAGGGCCAGACGGAGCGCUUCAAGGCGGCCCUCGAGUCGCAAGCCCUCGGAUACGAUUCGGGCCUGGGACCCCGGUCCGCCGAUUGGGCCGGCUCGGCUACCAGCCUACAGCGCUUCGGCCAGCCGCAGCAGCAGCAGGGCCACCGUCGUGCCGACAGCUAUGGCGAUGCGUACCAGCAGCAGGAGCAACACCAACAACCACACUGGAUGUCAUCCCCUCUGGCCGCUUCGGCCAUGACUGCCACAUCCGGCGGUGCACCUCCGCGUCCGCCCAAGGAGGCCCUAGACCCGCUGAUGGCAGCGACCACCACGCCCCCAACCAACAAGCGCAUCAGCAAGCUCCAGGGCAAGAGCGGCAGCCCCCUGCCGCACCACAGCGUCGAGAGCGGGUAUGGCACCAUGACGCACGGCGUUCCGACUGCCAGUUACAUCAGCCAACACAGCCAGCAUAGCCAACAUAGCCAGAGCCAGCACAGCCAGCACAGCCAGCCAAGCAGCCGGGACGGGAACGGGAGCCCGAGGCUGGAGAACAGGAACUUGAGCGGUGCGCAUCUGGCCGCGCCCAGCGGCGGUGUCAACAGGCGACCGAGCGGGCCGAGGCCGAUGACGCCGACUGGGUCGGGUUCGGGGUCGAGGAGCUUAGGGUUGGAGGAUAGGGAUCGGAGAAGGGAUACUUUUGGCUCGCAAGACACGGAUACCUUUUAA